AUGGGAAACAACACGUCGUCGACAAGAAAGUCGGCCGCCAGUAUGCGUGGCGCAGCUUACCGUAAGUCGUCGCAAUCUCAGACCACUCACCAGAACUUGGAGGAGGAAUUCAGCGACUUGAUUUUGCACGAAGUCAAGAGACAGAAACAGCACCAACUGCUGGACUUGCUGCUGGAUAUGCCGCUGCAACCUCUGUCUGAAAAGCAGAAUUCUCUGCCCAAGACUUCUGCUAGCUCGUCAGCUGACCCGACUUUGCAAGUCAUUCGGCUGCAGAACAAAUUCUCCGACGAUUUGAUAGAAGACGAGUUCAACGAGUUGAAUGAUGGACUUUUGGAUAACGACGCUUCUGAGGUGCUGCGGAGCAUCAUUCCAGACGAUGCAUCCGACAUGGAUGUCGACGAGGGCGCUGCAGGCGGUGCUCGAGCCCCAGGAGUGUCUGUCUCUGUUGAGACAGUGGAGAAUCUGACUGACCUGCUUAACGACCUCACCAAGGUGGACUUCACCAAGAUCUCGGCGUUUGUGCCCAAGUCUUCGAGCCAUCUGCCGAGUUCUGUGCUGCUGCGACUGCCUGUGCCGUUGACAUCCACUGGGAAUGGCCAGCCCAGCCAGAAUCUGAGUCUGAGUCAAAAUCAAGUCCAGGUUCAUGCUCAUGGUCUGUCGUUGGCUCACGAACACGGCAGCUCGCGCAAUAGUUUUGCGGAGUUGGUGCCUGUGGAGAUUAAGUGGGUCAACACUACGCGUGAGAAUAUCGCCAAGGUGGCCAUCAUUGGGUCGUUUUCUAACUGGAGAGACGUGAUUAAGCUCAAGCGCUCCAGCUCCCACCCCAACGAGUACUCUACCACCGUCAAGUUGACAUUGGGUGUGCAUAAAUUGCUCUACAUUGUCAAUAACGAGUACAGAGUCCUGGAGCAACUCCCUACUGCCACGGACCAGGAAGGUAUCUUCUUCAAUUGGUUCGAGGUGUUGGACCCCCACCGUUUGUUCAACCACUCUGCAAACCAACAGACACAUACAGAUGCCACCACGCCGUUUGAUGCCAACAUCAUCCAGGUGGCUGGCGAACACGACACACUGUUGAUCCAGAAGAAACUGAACUCAUAUUUGUUGAAAGAGUCCAAAUUAGAGAAAACCCAUCACGAACAUGUGGAGGAGCCAGAAUAUCUGACCUAUCACACUGAGGCGCUGCUGUCGUUUGUAAUGGAUGCCACGAUACCCAGCGACCACUACUCUUCGGAAAUUCCAGAGAUGUUUGUUAACUACGAUUACUUCAAGAGUAAGAGCGCUGACUACGAGCUCCCAGAACCGCCCCAAUUACCUGCGCACUUGAACAAUGUUUUGCUCAAUAAGAUGCUGGCUAAUCAGCAGCAAAACCAUGCACACAACAUCCCACAAGUAGGUGGAGACCCUGGGUUUGGUAAGCGUCCUGCACUUAGAAGGGCAGACAGCUCAUACUAUGCUUCUAAUAAAGAGGCAUAUCAUUUGCUGAUCCCCAAUCACGUGAUAUUGAACCACUUGAUGACUACAUCUAUUCGAAACGACGUGUUAACGGUUGCAUGUAUCACUCGGUACUCGGGCAAAUUCGUCACUCAGAUUAUGCACUCUCCUGCUGAUACUAUGACUGCAGGUGAGUAG
Sungouiella intermedia is the source of this 1632-nucleotide messenger RNA. The record is from the annotation of a GenBank genome assembly. Lineage: Eukaryota; Fungi; Ascomycota; Pichiomycetes; Serinales; Metschnikowiaceae.